UUCGCUCGUGCAGCGCAGCGAGAGAUAUUUCCUAACUUUCCAUAGCGAUUAAUGUCUCCACUUAUGUUUGUAUCAUGUUAAUUCAACGAAAUAUUAGUCUUGCAAAGCGAUGCGUCGUAUCACCAGCUUGCGUCGUUUGAUAAUGCGUACUUCCUUCUGAAUAGAUUGAUACCAUCUGAUAUAUGAUUCUGAGCAACAUGGAGUCCUCGGAGGAUAGAAAGAACGCAAUGGAGGACUGCGAGGAUCAGAAGAACAAUUCAGAGACAGCAGUUACAGAGAAGGACAAAAACGAUAAUGAAUCUAGCAAGAAAUCGAACAAAAUAAACAAUCUAACUAAUGCUCUGGAGCAAAGUGACAACAUAGAUUCAAAGACAAAUGUGAAUAGAUCAAAGGAUAACGUUAGCAAUGAGUCUGAUGUCAAAAGCCGAAAACAAUCUGCUAAAAAACACAGUAGAAUUGAAGCAGAAUCGCAAGAAAAUAACAGUGUUGAAAAUAGACUUGAUGGCAAGAAGCCUGAUGUCUCUAAAAGUACAAGCGAGGAAACACAAGCUUCGGAAACAAGAUCGUCUUUGUCUGUUGGUAAAGACGUCAAGAUCAAUGGAGCAGAGAUUAAAGGGGAAAGUGCAGUUAAGGAGGGCAAGAGAAAACGGAGAAUGUCGAGGUUGGUAGACACCUGUCUACAAGGCAGAGAUUCUUCGGUAGAAAAAAACGAAAGGAUUAACAAACGCAAGCGAUCUAGGAGUGACGAAGAUAAGUUCUGCUGGCGAUGUCACAAAGAGUCUGUUGACAGCCAUUGUACCGCAUGUCCACGUUCCUGGCAUCGUCGAUGUAUGGGUGGAGGUCCACAACCAACACCGCAGAAUUGGAUUUGUGGCGAGUGUGCUACUAUUUUAAAAGCAGAAAAUGCAGAAACACGCUCACCGGCAAUGGCUCAGUUGAGUGUUGAACAGCUCUGUACACUACUGAGACAUGUGGUUGGAAGAAUGCGUGAUUAUCCAGGGUCGGAGCCAUUUUGGAAGGCGGUAGAUCUCAACGAAGUUCCGAACUAUUUGGACUAUGUUGUUAAGCCAAUGGACUUGAGUCUAUUAGAAUCUAAUGUCCGUGCAAAACUUUAUGGUAGUACGGAGGCAUUUAUGGCUGAUGCUAAGUGGAUACAGCACAACUGCAUUGUGUUCAAUACUUGUGGAGGCGUUUACACAGAUACCUCUAAACUAACAAAUGCUGCUAGGCAGAUUAUAAAAGCAGCCAGGCAAGAGGUGUCUGAGAUUGAGGCCUGUUCCGAUUGUUAUGGACAUGCGCGAAACCUUCCCAGACCUCAACCCUCUUGGUUCAUUGAACCGUGCCGAAGGCCGCAUCCACUUGUCUGGGCAAAACUAAAGGGAUUCCCAUUUUGGCCAGCCAAGGCUAUGUCUCGCAUAAAUGGCCAAGGCCAUGUGGACGUCCGAUUUUUUGGAGCUCAUGAUCGGGCUUGGGUACCAAUUCGUGAUCUAUUUUUAUAUUCCGAAGAUCCACCUGCACCGCUUCCGCGUAAACGAAAAGCAGAUAUGGACGAAUGUGUUCGUGAAAUAACGCGCCAUUGUCGAAAGCUGGAGUUGACAUUUGGACAGUUUAAAUUUGCGCCGCCGAAAAUACAGUACAAUCCGAGAGAUCCAUUGCAGAUAAAACUAAUGCUACCUAACUAUGAUCCUCUUCAGCCCAGCACUCCUGCUGUAGUAUCUCCCAACACUUCACCACGAAGAAAACCACCUUUGAGAAAGCGAGGCUUUUAUCUCACAAAGAAAUCAUGUUCUGAGGAAUCAACGAGAAAUAAUGCUUCUGAUUUCGCUAACGAUUCAACACCACCUCAGGGUGAUUCGGACAACGAUUGUGAAAAAUAUAUCGAGGCAUCCAGAAUACCUAAGGUGUCACUGUCCAACAAGCUCAAUAAAUCCAAGUUGCCGCCACUUGCUAAAUCUAACGAAAAUCAAAAAGUGAUCCAGAAUUCAUCCGAUAAUGGAAAUGUUCACCAGAAGAAAAUCAAAAUGAAUUAUAAUCGAAGUAAUACUUCAAACGACACUGACAACUUGGAUGAUAGUGUGAAAACAGACGACGACAGUCAAUUAGAGCAAAGAUAUCGACGAAGAUGGGAUCCAAAUAACAGUAGCGACGGGCAUAGCAGUUCUGAAAACGAAGUUUCAUUGGAAAUAAGAAAAUCCUCGAAGUUUGGUAGCGUUAAAUCACAUAAAGGGGAGGAUGAUACUGAAGCAAAUAAUACAAAAGUUUAUAAUAAUCUAUGCAACGAAACGAGAUCUGUACAAGACUCAAAAAUCAAAAUAAAAAGUCCGAAAACGAAUAAAAAUCCGGUUAGAGUCUAUAAGCCAAAAACUAGAAUGGUGAAUCAAGUCAAUGCGGAGCGAGCAAAAGCUACAGCCUCGAACGAGCAAAAAAAAUUGAUAGAAUGCACAGAAAAUAUUAUUUCUCGCCAGGAUCAACCAUUAAAUAGGCUUCUAGCACCUGCGAAUACUAGUGCACAAUCCACUGCCAUUGUGAGUGAUAUUUGUAUAAGUACAGCCGUUACUAUAGCUAAUUCUGUGUCCGUCCCUAACAACCCUAUGAACAGUGUUACUAAAUCUGUUCAUAAUGCAAACUUGAUUACUGCCUCUACUAUUAGUCCAUCAAGCACAAUAACCGCAGCAUUAAAUACAGAUCCUAUUGCAUCAUCCUCAAUGGGUUCGAUUUUUUUACCAAGAAUCACCUUACUGGAAUCCACAACAAAAAUGAAUUCAACAAAGGACUGUUUAAUCAUGACUGAAGAAACAACAAUGGUUAAGGAAGAGCCAAAGGAUCAACCGCAAAAUCAUACACCAAAAAAGGAGUCUAAGGCACGUAAAUCCUUUCUUAAUAAACCUCCAAUGUUUCCGCAAAUUUCGCCAACAUCCCCGCCAAAAGCUCCGGCAAGUCCACCCGAUGCAAUGGUUUAUAUACCAGGACACAGGACAGAAAGUGAACAUGAUCACUCGCUGCUAUCUCCAGAGGCAGGACCACUCAGUGCACAACUUCACCGAGGUGGUCAGGAAUUAGCCAAGCGAAUGGCACAGUUAAUGGAGGAAGCACUGACUGAAGCAGCUCAAAUAAAUUCCAGUAACUCAGAUAACUCUGGAAUCAAUCAACGUGCUACGGUGCACUAUCUCAAACUGCAGAUUGAACGCAUGAGGUGGCAGCAUCAACAGCACCUAGCCGAAUUGAAGCAUAACACAGAUCUGACGCUGAGAGAAAUGAGAGCUAGUUUAGAGGCUGAAAGGUAUCGGGCCAUCGAAGAAACUAAGCGAGAGGCUGAGGAAGAGAAAUUAAGAAGUAUCGAGGAAACAAAACGAAAGCAGUGGUGUGCAUUGUGUGGAAACGAAGCAUUAUUUUACUGCUGUUGGAAUACAGCGUAUUGUGACUAUCCUUGCCAGCAAGCUCAUUGGUCUACUCAUAUGAGAACGUGCGCGCAAAAUCCACCACCAAAUACCAUUAUUACUGCAACUGCGAAUGUCAGUCAACAACAAGUGAUGCCUAGCCUUGUAAUGACUUCACCACACGCAUCGUCUAGCGUAUGGGGGGCCUAGAACUAAAAUUACUGUAAGUUCUCAGAUUUAUUGCUUUAUGAGAAUUAAAUGAACAUGAAAAUUAUUCACGUUAUUAUCCUAAAUUUUGCUCUCCAAUAUAAUUAUAGAUAGUAUAUAAUAAUACAUGUAGGAAUCUGUGGAUAGAAGUUAUAGUGGGUAAUUAACUACGAUUUUUAUAUUCGAAAACUAAAAUGUAUUAUUUUGUGACGAUAAUAAUAAGUGAUAUCAUUAAGACAAAUAAUUUUUGUAAAUCAAGACCGUGAUCAAGGGUAAUCACUAAAUGUUUGACACGUGCACAAUCGUUACAAAAUAUUUAUUUUGAUGGAAAUCGCUUAGUAUAGACAAUUCUCUUGAUUAUGAGUCUUUCAACAUCGUGUGUUUCCCGUAAAUCGGUUUCCGUAAUUAAUAAUGCAACGACCUUGUGAAACAGGAAGUGUAUAUACCAAAUUUGGGUAGUUCUAAUAUUUAUAGAUCUUAUUUCAACCAGUUUUGCUCUGAACACUGUGCUUCGAAGAAGUUGUAAGUUGUACAAAUUCUUACACUGUUUUAUAAUCGUAUAAAAGUAGCGUACCACCAUUAGCCCCUCAUAUUGGAUAGUUUAUUGUAAAUGAAUGACAUUUGUCAUGCGUAUUGCAAAAAUAAUCCGUUACAAUUUUUAACAUUUCAGUGAACGUGCCACAAGUUAUAAAUACUUCC
This is a messenger RNA of Neodiprion fabricii, 4283 nucleotides long. It is a transcript of the gene Zmynd8, whose product is annotated as protein kinase C-binding protein 1. The record is from RefSeq and is a predicted model, not a curated record. NCBI's taxonomy places the organism in Eukaryota, Metazoa, Arthropoda, Insecta, Hymenoptera, Diprionidae. The transcript has 6 exons. Gene Ontology annotation, molecular function: protein binding. Bases 183 to 3587 code for a protein of 1134 amino acids. Gene Ontology annotation, biological process: regulation of DNA-templated transcription.